Molecule: messenger RNA, 2117 nt
Organism: Dermatophagoides pteronyssinus (European house dust mite)
Lineage: Eukaryota; Metazoa; Arthropoda; Arachnida; Sarcoptiformes; Pyroglyphidae
Product: 5-hydroxytryptamine receptor-like
Biological process (GO): positive regulation of MAPK cascade; adenylate cyclase-activating adrenergic receptor signaling pathway
Cellular component (GO): plasma membrane
Molecular function (GO): G protein-coupled receptor activity
Source: RefSeq, a predicted model, not a curated record
AAAUAAUUCCAUAGAAACAAAAAACACACCACUAUCAUUAUCAUUUUCAACAUAAUCAUUAUCAGAUCAUCAUCAUCAUCAUCAUUCUUUAUCAAUGUAAAUGAGAAAUGGAGAACGAAAAUCAAACAAAUAUUGUGCCGGUUAUUGUCACCACCACUGUAACAACAACAACAACAACUUCGGCUUUUACUGUUGCCGCUGUCGAAGUUGAUGUUAAUGUUGAAGAUAAUAUUAUUGUUUAUAUUAUAUCCGUAAGCCUAAUUUUAGGCAUAUUAACUUGUUUGACUAUUAUUGGAAACGUAUUUGUGAUUGCUGCCAUUAUAAUGGAACGUAAUUUACGUACUACUGCUAAUUAUUUAGUAUUAUCAUUAGCUGUUGCAGAUUUAAUGGUUGCCUGUUUUGUAAUGCCAUUGGGUGCCGUUAGUGAAAUUCGUCAACAAUGGUCAUUAGGUACAUUAUUAUGUGAUGUAUGGACAUCGGCCGAUGUUCUUUGCUGUACAGCUAGUAUACUACAUCUUUUGGCCAUCGCUUUGGAUCGUUAUUGGGCUGUUACAUAUGUUGAUUAUAUACAUAAACGUACACCACAAAGAAUAUGUUGGAUGAUAUUUGCUGUAUGGACAGUGGCUGCAAUCGUUUCAAUACCUCCAAUACUUGGUUGGAAAGAUCCAUAUUUUAAUGUACGUGUUGAACAAGAAAAACGUUGUCUAAUUUCACAAGAUAUUGGUUAUCAAGUUUUUGCAACUAUUUCUACAUUUUAUGGUCCAUUAAUAUUUAUUCUACUUCUUUAUUGGAAAAUUUAUCAGGUUGCACGAAAACGUAUCCGUCAUAAACCAGGCAAAACAAUUACACCAGCUUCUGCUACAGUCAAUCCAAAAAUGAUGAUACAUAUUGAUGACGAUGAAAUUGUUACAAAAAAGUUUUCAUUCAAAAAAAGAAUAUUUUCAUUACCACAAAAAUUACCAUCAACAUCUAUGGAAAAAGAUUUAUCAAAUCAAGUAUUACGAAACAAUACUAAUAAUAAUAAUAAUAACAAUAGUGAUGAUCGAAUCGAAUCGAUGGAAUUUUCACAUGAAAAAGGCCAUUGUAAUCUUGAUGAUGAUGACGAUAUGAUGAACAAAGAUGAAUUGAAACAACAUCAACAACAACAGCAACAAUUACGACAUAUAGAGCUACAUUGUACAAAUGAUUCUAAUGAAGGAUAUCAUGAUAGCUGUGAUGAUUCGUAUAUUGGCGAUAAUAAUAAUAAUAUUGAAAACUUGUGUCUUGUCGAUUUGAAUGCUUCCACAUUAAUGAAUCAAAAUGUUCAACAUCAUUAUAUCAACAAUAAUCACAUCAAUAAUAAUGUUAAAAAUAACAAUAAAAAAGAUAGUUUUACAAAUUCAAAUAAUAGUGAUUUGAAACAUGGAAAUCAUCGUCGACAUUUAUCAUCAUCAACAUCAUCAUCUUCAUCAUCUUCUAUAGAUGAGAAUACAAUAAUUAUUGCCGAUUCGAAUGAAGUACAAUGUUUGAAAAAGAAUUCUACAUCGACACCUCCAUCGAAAUCUUUAACGAUAACUUGUAAUAGUGACAUUGAUUAUUCUGGUCUGAAUGAUAUUUCCCCCACAACCGUACAACAAUCCAUUCAUAUUACAACACCGGCAACAACGACAACAAUUGAAAAUGAAACAAAUCAUAAAAAUGCUCAAAAAAAUCUACAAAUGAAUCAAUUACAAUUACGAAAAGCAAUUAAAGAAUCUAUCGAAUCAAAACGUGAACGAAAAGCAGCAAAAAUUUUGGCCAUUAUCACUGGUAUAUUCGUCAUAUGUUGGCUACCAUUUUUUGUCAUGGCUUUAGUGAUGCCUUUAUGCAAGAAUUGUCAACCUAGCAAAUAUACUUUCAGUAUAUUUUUAUGGCUAGGUUAUUGUAAUUCAUUGCUCAAUCCAAUAAUAUAUACAAUUUUCAGUCCUGAUUUUCGGAACGGAUUUCGUCGAAUACUUUGUGGAAUAAAGGGCAGACAACGUUGAUUAUCAUUACAUUGUGAAUUAACCUUGAAAACGAAAACGAGUACAAUAUCGAAGAAAAAAAAUGAUGUAAAUAAAGACAUGAAUCCUGAAUGAAAUAACCAUCAACAAACUUAU